This is a messenger RNA of Euleptes europaea (tarantolino), 887 nucleotides long. RefSeq names its product aryl hydrocarbon receptor interacting protein (gene AIP). The coding region runs from base 75 to 887 and encodes 270 amino acids. The record is from RefSeq and is a predicted model, not a curated record. NCBI's taxonomy places the organism in Eukaryota, Metazoa, Chordata, Lepidosauria, Squamata, Sphaerodactylidae. The transcript has 5 exons. Gene Ontology annotation, molecular function: protein binding; peptidyl-prolyl cis-trans isomerase activity.
CUUUCCAUUACCGCACACUGCUCUGUAGCCCAGACCAGCAAGUCAUAGAUGACAGUCGUACACGGGGCAAACCCAUGGAGCUCAUCAUUGGCAAGAAGUUCAAGCUGCCAGUCUGGGAAACCAUCUUGUGUACCAUGCGGGAGGCAGAGGUGGCUGAGUUUUUGUGUGACACAAAGCAUGUAGUGUUGUAUCCAGCUGUGUCAAAGAGCUUGAGAAACAUUGCAGCAGGGAAAGACCCAUUGGAGGGGCAGCGACACUGCUGUGGCAUUGCUCAAAUGCAUGAGCAUCACUCCCUGGGUUACCCGGACCUUGAUGAGCUCCAGCAGAAUCCUCAGCCUCUCAUCUUUGCCAUCGAGAUGCUCAAGGUGGAGGGCCCAGGCUCAUAUCGUCAGGAUCCUUGGGCCAUGUCAGAUGAGGAGAAGAUGGAGGCUGUGCCCCUGAUCCAUCAGGAGGGCAAUGAGCUCUACAAGCAAGGCAAGGUGCAGGAAGCUGCUGCCAAGUACUAUGACGCCAUUGCUUGCCUCAAAAACCUGCAGAUGAAGGAGCAGCCGGGGUCCCCAGACUGGAUCCAACUGGACCAACAGAUCACCCCCUUACUGCUAAAUUACUGCCAGUGUAAGCUGCUGAGUGAGGAAUACUAUGAAGUGCUGGAUCACUGCUCUUCCAUUCUCAACAAAUAUGAAGAUAAUGUCAAGGCCUACUUCAAGAGAGCCAAGGCACAUGCGGCCGUUUGGAAUGCAGCUGAAGCUCAGGCCGACUUUGCCAAAGUGCUGCAGCUGGAUCCGUCGCUGGGGCCGGUGGUUGCGCGGGAGCUGCGCAGCCUGGAAAACCGCUUGCGUCAGAAGGACGAUGAGGACAAGGUCCGUUUCAAAGGCAUCUUCUCCUAG